AUGGAUGAACUCUACAGCAUUGGCCAGAAGGUUGCACAGGGUGGUCAGCUCGAUGGUGCGUUGGGGGAUCCGGAGCAAAUUGCCAAGCUCUUUCAAGGAGCCAACAUGGAGGAGUACUUGCAGAGCUACGAGAAGAUGCUGCAAGAAGGGAUUGCCCCUGAAAUGAGCGCUCCAUUGGAUGAGGUGGAUCAUGAAGGGGGUAUCACCACCAGACCCGAGCCCGGAUUUGUCGUGAAGACCAGAGACAAUGCUUCAGGGGCAAAGGUCUUUAUCAACAUUGUGUCGAGCCCUCACAUUGAGGCACCGCACAUGAAGAGCUACGUUGAGUUGGAAGGCGAACAAGGCUGUCGCGUGCCUUUGUCUAUUGGCACUCCUGUUGAGGACUUCGACAAGAAAGGCGAGCCUUGCGUCAGCUAUGAUGUGGUGGCCAAUCCGGAGGUGGUUGAGCAAUGCUCCACUGAACCAGCCUUCCGAGAGCAGGUGGUGCAGUUGUGCCUGGCAGCCGUGGCACAGAAGUACAAGAUUGAGUUAGAUCCUCGUUUCAAGCUUCCGAAGAUCAAGUACAAGGGCACUUCCGUUCAGCUGCAGCGUAUUCGUAAAAAGAAGGAAUCACAGAUCCAGGAGGUUGAUGACUCCAAAGCUCCCCUACCUGGUACCAGUGCUAGCAGGCGGGCCGCUGGAGAAUCUGCCUUCCAUGGGAAGCCGGCAGAUGGUCCAGUACCUCCUGACUUUACCGUCUUCUACUCCUUGCCUGAUGCUCCGCGGCUAGAGGAUCCCUUUCAACGUGACUGGGGUUCGCCGCCGGAGGAUGUUGAGGAGGCCAUGAAGGAAGCUUACUUAUUUGGCUUCGAUUUGCCAUGCUAUCGUGUCAACACCUUCCAGGAGAAGAUCCGAGGAACAAUGAAAAACAAGGCUGACCGGGAAGAGGAAGAGGAAGAUGCCGAGGCCAGAGCAAAGCAGGCCACGCGUGAGAUGAUUGCCACCAGGAAUUGCUGUGUGCAAGUGCGGUUGCCAGACUUAGAUCCUCACCUGGCGUCGUUGAAGCAGUUUGCCUUGGAGGUGAGCGAUGAAUGCUUGAGGCUGAAUUUCCCGAUGCUUCCGCGUUCCCAAAAGUCUGCCUAUGGGAAUCUUUCGAUUUGGUGGCCAUUACCUUUCAAUGCUGCAGAUGCAAGAGCAGACUGGGAUCCCAAGGUGGGGCAGACAUGGACAACUUUGAUCGCUGAAGUCGUUGAUAACAGUAACGCUGAUACACUGAGUCAAAGGAAAACUAAUCCGAUGAGAGCAGUGCUAGAAGGGGAUGUGGGUUGA
Molecule: messenger RNA, 1308 nt
Organism: Cladocopium goreaui
Lineage: Eukaryota; Dinophyceae; Suessiales; Symbiodiniaceae
Source: the annotation of a GenBank genome assembly